UGUCAUGCAUGCAGCACCACCAUCUGGUGGCGCUGUCAGGUGCUGGAGAGGACGCCUCUGUUCUGCGCGGAGAGGCGCUGUCCAGCCCCUCUCGAUGGCGCCUUCGCCAGGGCUGCGCGGCCUCCGAGCUUGCUGCACCCCCAUCCGUCGUCGCAACUGCCUCUUUGCGAAAGACUGCACUUGCUGCGCUUGAUACUCAUGCAACUCGAUGUGUGCAAAGAGCAGGAGACAGAACUCGAGGCCUUCUCUCCAAUGAGUCGCCACUCUGGAGUGAAGGGCCACCUGCUCGAGAUCACAGCUGAGGGCCCUCUGAGGCGAAAGAGCAAAAACAGCUCGUGAGGGCAAGGCUCGAGCGGAAAGCAUCUUCCCGCCGCAGGACGGGUCCGUGCUGUGGGUGAGACGGCAUGAAGCGGCCCUGCGGUGCGUUUCCCGGCGGCUCGGUGAGCACGACGGCUCAUGCUGCGGCUAAGGGCUCGGAUGCCGAGGAUCUCGCGUCGCUGCGAAAUGCGUUUUGCCGCAUCUCAACGGGCACGCUCGACGUGCAGCGGUGUGGCGUUGUACCUGAGCUGUGCCCCUUUCCGAGCGCUAGCAAUGCCUUAGUGCCUGGGCAGCGGCCCUGGACUGGCCGUCGCCUGGCCGGGGGCCGAGAGCGCUCCUUCGAGGCGGUCGCGUGCUCGCGUCGGACCCCUGAGCGGCGACGAGCGUGCGCGGCGCGCGGCACAUGCGCGCAGCAGCAGAGCGUGCGAACGCCUCCGCAUGGCGCGCGUGGCCGGUCGCUCGUGCCUGGCUGCUGAGUGCUCUCUAUGCAAGGCCAGACCGCGAGUGCAGCUUCAUGCAGCA
Tilletiopsis washingtonensis is the source of this 840-nucleotide messenger RNA. RefSeq lists its product as hypothetical. NCBI's taxonomy places the organism in Eukaryota, Fungi, Basidiomycota, Exobasidiomycetes, Entylomatales. The coding region runs from base 405 to 794 and encodes 129 amino acids. The transcript has a single exon. The record is from RefSeq and is a predicted model, not a curated record.